This is a messenger RNA of Cyclospora cayetanensis, 1362 nucleotides long. Its product is annotated as tubulin alpha chain. Gene Ontology annotation, molecular function: structural constituent of cytoskeleton; GTP binding. Gene Ontology annotation, cellular component: microtubule; cytoplasm. The coding region runs from base 1 to 1362 and encodes 453 amino acids. The transcript has 3 exons. Gene Ontology annotation, biological process: microtubule cytoskeleton organization; mitotic cell cycle. The record is from RefSeq and is a predicted model, not a curated record. NCBI's taxonomy places the organism in Eukaryota, Apicomplexa, Conoidasida, Eucoccidiorida, Eimeriidae.
AUGAGAGAAGUCAUCAGCAUCCACGUCGGCCAGGCCGGUAUCCAAAUCGGCAAUGCUUGCUGGGAGCUUUUCUGCCUGGAGCACGGCAUCCAGCCAGAUGGCCAGAUGCCCCCUGACCAGAGCAUUGGCGGCGGGGAUGAUGCAUUCAACACCUUUUUCUCUGAGACCGGCGCCGGCAAGCACGUGCCUCGUUGCGUGUUCCUUGACCUCGAGCCUACGGUCGUGGACGAAGUGCGCACUGGCACAUACCGUCAUCUGUUUCACCCCGAGCAGCUUAUUUCUGGAAAGGAGGAUGCCGCCAACAACUUUGCCCGCGGUCACUACACCAUUGGCAAGGAGAUCGUGGAUCUUUCCCUCGAUCGCAUCCGCAAGCUGGCAGACCAGUGCACUGGUCUGCAGGGCUUCCUGAUGUUCAACGCCGUGGGUGGUGGCACUGGCUCUGGUCUGGGUUGCCUGCUUCUUGAGCGUCUGUCUGUGGACUACGGCAAGAAAAGCAAGCUCAACUUCUGCUCGUGGCCUUCUCCGCAAGUGUCUACCGCAGUUGUUGAGCCGUACAACUCCGUGCUGUCGACACACUCCCUGUUGGAACAUACCGAUGUUGCGGUCAUGCUUGACAAUGAGGCCAUCUACGAUAUCUGCCGCCGAAACCUUGACAUUGAGCGGCCAACCUACACCAACCUGAACAGGCUGAUUGCUCAGGUCAUCUCUUCGCUCACCGCUUCCCUCCGCUUCGAUGGUGCGCUGAACGUCGAUGUGACGGAAUUCCAGACCAAUUUGGUGCCCUACCCGCGUAUCCACUUCAUGUUGUCGUCCUACGCUCCCAUCAUUUCGGCAGAGAAGGCCUACCAUGAACAGCUCUCCGUGGCUGAAAUCACCAACAGUGCAUUCGAGCCCGCGAGCAUGAUGGCCAAGUGCGACCCCCGUCACGGGAAGUACAUGGCGUGCUGCCUCAUGUACAGAGGAGACGUUGUACCGAAGGACGUGAAUGCCGCCGUUGCAACCAUCAAGACAAAACGCACCAUUCAGUUCGUGGAUUGGUGCCCUACCGGGUUCAAGUGCGGCAUCAACUACCAGCCGCCCACGGUGGUGCCUGGUGGAGACCUCGCGAAGGUCAUGAGGGCCGUCUGCAUGAUCAGCAACAGCACUGCAAUCGCAGAAGUCUUCAGCCGCAUGGACCAUAAGUUCGAUCUCAUGUACGCAAAACGCGCAUUCGUGCACUGGUACGUGGGUGAAGGUAUGGAAGAGGGUGAAUUCUCAGAGGCUCGCGAGGAUCUGGCGGCGCUUGAGAAGGAUUACGAGGAGGUAGGCAUCGAGACAGCGGAGGGAGAGGCAGAGGAGGAGGGCUACGGCGAGGAGUUUUAA